UAAUAAAGUUGAUCAUCUUUUAAAAGAGGUAGACGAUCUAAAAAAAGAUAUUUUAAAAAAUGAAGAAAAAUUCAAAAAAAGUCAAAAGAAUUAUCUACACAAAAAGAAUUCAAGAUCAAAACGAAAAUUAAACGAAGAAGAAAGAAAAGAAGAAAAUAAUUUUGAAUAUAAUUUUUUUCCAUUAAAUAAUUUUGUUUCAAAUAUGAAAAAUUCAUUGAAGAAACGAAAUUUAGAAAAUGUUGAAAAAAUCAUUGUCUAUAGGGACAGGGAAAAAUUAAAAAAAGACACAAAAUUUGAAUCAAAUCGAGAUAAAAAUACUAUUAAUUCUAAUUUAUAUUUAAAUUCAAAUUAUUCAAAAAUUUCACUAAGUGACGAAACACUGGAAAAAAUUGUUUCUCUUGUUGCCAACAAGGCAAUGAAGUCAAUAAAUAAUUCUCACUUGGCUUCGAAAGAUUUAACUAUUAUCGUAAAAGUCAUUCAACCAAUUUCACAUGAAAAACAAUUUGAAGAAUUUAAAUCUCAAUUUCAAUUUGAUUUAUCUGAAAUCGUUAAAAAAGCUAAAGCCAAUUAUUUUGAAAAGCGAGAAAAUUUUCCAUUAAAUGAAAUUAAAAUAAAAAAAUAUCCAUCAGAAAGGGAAAAUUUUCAUAAAUCAUUUGAAUAUAAAAAUGAAAGAAAAAUGAAUCUUCCUGAAAAACCAAUUUCAAAAAGAAAAUUUUGGCAUGAAAAAAUGAAAAAAGAUGAAAAUAAUAAAAUAUUUUCCCAAAUAAAAAAAGAAAUUUUAAAUGAAUUAAAAAUGAAACUCGAAGCAAAUGAGAAAUUUAAUUUUAUUGAUAAAAGAAGAAAGAAAAGUGGGAAAAAUUUUUUAAAAAAGAAAAGAAUGAUUCAAGAAUUUGCUGAUAAAUUGAAAUCUCCUAAAAAUUUGCAAUCAAUAAAGAAAAAAAAUUCAAAAUCAAAAAGAAAGGCAAAAAUUAAGAAAAUUGAAAAUAAUAAAAAAUUAGAUUACAAUUUUAAAAAUAUUCCA
Messenger RNA from Leptopilina boulardi, 1021 nucleotides. RefSeq lists its product as uncharacterized. The annotation marks the transcript as partial. The record is from RefSeq and is a predicted model, not a curated record. The transcript is spliced from 2 exons. NCBI's taxonomy places the organism in Eukaryota, Metazoa, Arthropoda, Insecta, Hymenoptera, Figitidae.